Messenger RNA from Enterobius vermicularis (human pinworm), 2610 nucleotides. Lineage: Eukaryota; Metazoa; Nematoda; Chromadorea; Rhabditida; Oxyuridae. The record is from the annotation of a GenBank genome assembly.
CUGGAAAAGCUUAGUGCUAGAGUAACUUACAAAAAUUUUGGUGUAAAGGGGUUUGAAAGUCGUUCAACCUAUUUGUCAAACAACCAACUUGCCAUAAGCAAUGCUAUUCAGUCUCAGUUAGACCAAUAUCCAACAUCAGAUCUCGUUAGGCAGCGAAGACAGUAUGAAGAACGCAUUACAAAGAGAGAAUCAGAAAUUGAACGUUACUUGAACACACCGUGUAAACAGUACAGUUUGACCGGCAGUCAUAUACGUUAUGAAUAUAUAGAAGUAUUUUCAAAAAUCAUAUUUGAACUACAUUCUAUGGAACAGCUGUUUCAACUGAAUACGAUGCAACGGUUAUGUAACGUCGAUGAAACCGUCAACAAAUUAUUUCAACAAGAGUAUCCAGAAAAUAAAAAUUAUAAAAGGCUGUUAUUCUCCUAUAAUUUACCGCUUUACGCUAUGUGCACAGCUGAUGUUCAACAACCAGCUAACUGCUCUGAUUUAAAUCAGACUUUGCUUAAUUCAUUUGCCACUGCAAUGUCCCAGUGCCUAAACAGUGCCAAGUUGGAGAACUGUCCUGAGCCAUACCUUUCUCAAGCAGCAAAAUUGCUGUUUUCCAAGAAAAGCUAUCAAAUUAGCUCCAAUAAACUCAAUAAACCCUUUCAUAUUGCUGUCAUUUUGCCUGUUGAUGCCAGUUACAGUUACUACAAAUUUUAUGAGCGAUUACUCAAGCAACUGAAAGAAAGUUUUGAUGACUCAAACUUAAAAUUUGUUGGAGCGUAUUUCAAUGUAAAACCACAAACAUUUGAAAGAUUGGUUAUAAAUGACAUUAUUUAUGGAGUCAUAGCGGCUAUAAUGCGCAUGCAAUUUUUCCCAUUUCUUAAUCUCAUGGCCAUCGUAUUGAUCAUUGCAGUAGGUGCCGAUGACGUAUUUAUCUUUUUACAUCAGUUCCGGCAGGGACUUGAAGUAAUUUUUGUCGCAUUGGUUGCUGUAUUGCUUCAAAUUUUAAAGUGUAAUCCAUUUGUUAUGAAAGAAAUGUUCACUGAUAGAUUGCAGUUGGAAAAUCAACUUCAGUCGGCUAUGAAUGCAGCAUUAGCUCAUGCAGCUUUGGCGAUGUUUGUCACUUCGGCAACUACAGCUAUCGCUUUCUUCACCAACUUUAUUUCCAGCAUUAUUGUGCUCAAAUGUUUUGGUUUGUAUGCUGGUACAACAAUGCUUAUAAACUAUUUAUUUGUCAUAACAGCACUUCCAGCAAUAAUAAUUGUUUGUGAAAAAAGACGUAUCAAAAAUCAACAUAAAUAUUACCUUUCAAAGUUCAAUUUAAUUUGGGAUACAAUAAAAAAUGAAGUUUCUAACAUGACCGAAAAAGCAUGCGUGGAUUGGCCUCCAAAAAUUGUCUCCCUAACACGUUUUAUUUUAAUACCACUUUCCGUAAUAAUUCUUGUUAUCACUAUUUAUGCAAUCGUUAAAAAGCCUGGAGUACGACUUCCUGAAAAUAAUUCUAUGCAGCUACUUAGAAGUGAACAUCCAUAUGAAUGGUUCGACGAAAAUGCUGAACAACUUUUCGACUUUGCGGUUGGCUCGAAACGAAAAAUGAACAUUAUUGCUGGUUGGGGAAUUAAACCUACCUUCACAGCCAGUAGAGUAAAUCCGUACUCAAGAGGUGAACUCAGUGUCAAUGAUGCUUUUCCAGAAGUUCUGUCAAAGAAUUUACUUCAGUUCGCGAAUUUGGUACAGUCGUUGGUAGAACGUUAUGGAAACUCUAGACCUAAGGAUCUGUGGAUCAGCAGAUUUAUUGAGUGGGCAAACAACAGCGAUGCUAACUGUAAACUGCUGCUUGCUGAAGGAACGAAAAACUUUUCACUACUUUAUAAAUGUUUUCUCGAUUUUGGUAAAAAAAAUCCAACUAAUCGAAUUUAUACGCAAUCGCUUGAAACACUUGAUGGUCCUCUCUAUGUAUCAAACGGAAGACUUGUUGGAUAUUUGUUACUUACCCAAAGUAAAUACGAAUUUUCACUGAUUUAUCGAAAGAUGAAACAGUUUUACUUAUUCGUAGAUAAAGUGGAAAGGUGGAUUAAGAAUGAAUCAUUUGAAGCAAGUCUUCAUCCGAUCAUAACUGGUCCACCGGAGUCAACAAUACUAUACGAUCUGUUGGAACAAAUUCCACAAAAUACUAUAAUUUCUGUAUUUGUUUCAUUGGGAAUUUCUAUGGCAGUUAUUACUGCAACUACAUUUCGUUUAUCACUCUCAUUUUUGACGAUUAUUUGUAUUUCGCUGAUCGUUUUAAUGACUAUUGCAACAGUUUUAUGGAUUGGCUGGUCGAUAAAUGUAGUUGAAGCAACGAUAAUUGUGUUGACGAUCGGAAUGAGCUUUGAUUAUACUCUCCACUACGCCGUAUCGUUUAGAAGCUUAGGAGUUCAAAACUAUUUUAGACCAGUUUAUGCACACGUCACUGUACCGGUUCUGAUGUCUGCAUUAUCGACGUUUGUUGCGGGUGCUGCAUUAGUAUUUGCAAAUACUCAACCAUUUUUUGAACUGGGACUCUUUCUGAUGAUCGUAACUACUGCUAGUGCAUUUGUCGCUAAAUUUGUUUUCCCAUCGUAUGUAACUACGUUUCUAAGAUAA